CUAGCCUGCUUGUGCAUAAACGGUAUUCAAUAAUUGUGAGCGAAACACCUUAAGGUUUACCAGCGCUUGUUAAUUGUGAUAAUUUUCUGUGAAAAUAAGUGAGCUUUGGAAUAUACAUACAUAUAUAAGGAGAAAAUAUUUUUAAGAAAAUAAGCAAACUUCAUUGAGAAUUACUGCAGAGGAGAACCAAUAUUUUUUAUUGAAAAACUAAUUUCUGUGUGAAAAAAGAGGUUAAGCACUCUUUCCAAAAUGCAAAUCUUCGUGAAGACCUUGACUGGCAAGACCAUCACUCUGGAGGUUGAACCAUCCGAUACUAUUGAAAAUGUUAAAGCUAAGAUUCAGGACAAAGAAGGAAUCCCCCCAGAUCAACAACGUUUAAUCUUUGCCGGUAAACAACUGGAAGACGGACGUACCUUGUCCGAUUACAACAUCCAGAAGGAGUCUACACUUCAUUUGGUUCUUCGUCUACGUGGUGGUAUGCAGAUUUUCGUCAAAACUUUGACGGGAAAAACCAUCACUUUGGAGGUUGAGCCUUCCGAUACUAUUGAGAAUGUCAAAGCUAAAAUUCAAGAUAAGGAAGGAAUCCCACCAGAUCAACAACGUUUGAUUUUCGCUGGCAAACAGUUGGAGGAUGGACGCACACUGUCCGACUAUAAUAUUCAGAAGGAAUCCACAUUACAUUUAGUUCUACGCUUACGUGGUGGUAUGCAAAUCUUCGUUAAAACAUUGACGGGAAAAACAAUUACUCUGGAGGUUGAACCUUCUGAUACAAUCGAAAACGUUAAAGCAAAAAUUCAAGACAAAGAGGGUAUUCCCCCAGAUCAACAACGUUUAAUUUUCGCUGGCAAGCAAUUGGAGGACGGACGCACAUUGUCCGACUACAACAUCCAAAAGGAGUCAACACUUCACUUGGUAUUGCGUCUCCGUGGUGGUAUGCAAAUCUUUGUGAAGACCCUGACCGGUAAAACCAUAACCUUGGAAGUUGAGCCUUCCGAUACUAUUGAGAAUGUUAAGGCCAAAAUCCAAGAUAAGGAGGGCAUUCCACCAGAUCAACAACGUUUGAUCUUUGCCGGUAAACAAUUGGAGGACGGACGCACCCUGUCGGACUACAAUAUCCAAAAGGAAUCAACUCUUCAUUUGGUAUUGCGUCUCCGUGGUGGUAUGCAAAUCUUCGUGAAGACCCUUACUGGUAAAACUAUUACUUUGGAGGUCGAACCAUCCGACACCAUCGAAAACGUUAAGGCUAAGAUCCAAGAUAAGGAGGGAAUCCCACCAGAUCAACAACGUUUGAUCUUUGCCGGUAAACAAUUGGAGGACGGACGUACUUUGUCCGAUUACAACAUCCAAAAGGAAUCAACCCUUCAUUUGGUAUUGCGUCUCCGUGGUGGCAUGCAAAUCUUCGUGAAGACUCUUACCGGCAAAACUAUCACCCUCGAAGUCGAACCAUCCGACACCAUCGAGAAUGUUAAGGCCAAAAUUCAAGAUAAGGAGGGCAUUCCACCAGAUCAACAACGUCUGAUCUUCGCUGGCAAACAAUUGGAGGACGGACGUACUUUGUCCGAUUACAACAUCCAAAAGGAAUCAACCCUUCACUUGGUAUUGCGUCUCCGUGGUGGUAUGCAAAUCUUCGUGAAGACUCUUACCGGCAAAACUAUCACCCUCGAAGUCGAACCAUCCGACACCAUCGAGAAUGUUAAGGCCAAAAUUCAAGAUAAGGAGGGCAUUCCACCAGAUCAACAACGUCUGAUCUUCGCUGGCAAACAAUUGGAGGACGGACGUACUUUGUCCGAUUACAACAUCCAAAAGGAAUCAACCCUUCACUUGGUAUUGCGUCUCCGUGGUGGUAUGCAAAUCUUCGUGAAGACCCUCACUGGCAAAACCAUCACCUUGGAAGUUGAGCCUUCCGACACAAUCGAGAACGUCAAAGCCAAAAUCCAAGAUAAGGAGGGAAUUCCCCCAGACCAACAACGUCUGAUUUUCGCAGGCAAGCAAUUGGAGGACGGACGUACUUUGUCCGAUUACAACAUCCAAAAGGAAUCAACCCUUCACUUGGUAUUGCGUCUCCGUGGUGGUAUGCAAAUCUUCGUGAAGACCCUCACUGGCAAAACCAUCACCUUGGAAGUUGAGCCUUCAGACACAAUCGAGAACGUCAAGGCCAAAAUCCAAGAUAAGGAGGGAAUUCCCCCAGACCAACAACGUCUGAUUUUCGCAGGCAAGCAAUUGGAGGACGGACGCACCCUAUCCGACUACAACAUUCAGAAGGAGUCUACCCUCCAUUUAGUCCUUCGUCUACGUGGUGGUAUGCAAAUUUUCGUGAAGACUCUUACCGGCAAAACCAUUACCUUGGAAGUUGAGCCUUCAGAUACCAUUGAGAACGUUAAGGCUAAGAUCCAAGAUAAGGAGGGUAUUCCACCAGAUCAACAGCGAUUGAUCUUCGCCGGCAAGCAGCUUGAGGAUGGACGUACUUUGUCAGACUACAAUAUACAGAAGGAAUCUACUCUUCAUUUGGUAUUGCGUCUGCGUGGUGGUAUGCAAAUCUUCGUGAAGACUCUUACCGGCAAAACUAUCACCCUCGAAGUCGAACCAUCCGACACCAUCGAGAAUGUUAAAGCUAAGAUCCAAGAUAAGGAGGGAAUCCCACCAGAUCAACAACGUUUGAUCUUUGCCGGUAAACAAUUGGAAGACGGACGCACCUUAUCCGACUACAACAUCCAAAAGGAGUCUACCCUCCACUUAGUCCUUCGUUUGCGCGGUGGUAUGCAAAUUUUUGUGAAGACCCUCACUGGCAAAACCAUUACCUUGGAAGUUGAGCCUUCAGAUACCAUUGAGAACGUUAAGGCUAAGAUCCAAGAUAAGGAGGGUAUUCCACCAGAUCAACAGCGAUUGAUCUUCGCCGGCAAGCAGCUUGAGGAUGGACGUACUUUGUCCGACUACAAUAUACAGAAGGAAUCGACACUCCAUUUGGUGCUACGUCUUCGCGGAGGCGCAUUCUAAAUUUCAAUAGGAAAACACCAAAUUCAAAAUUGAAGAGUAUUAAUUGUAUCUCGUUAAUUUAGCUCUAUUUUGUAAUUUAACGCUUUUUACAUCAGUUCUGAUUAAAAAUUGAAAUAUACCGUUUUUUAUGUUUAAAAGAAAAUAAAUUAUCUGAUGCACUAUUUCAAGAAUA
Zeugodacus cucurbitae (melon fly) is the source of this 3166-nucleotide messenger RNA. RefSeq names its product polyubiquitin-C. Gene Ontology annotation, molecular function: protein tag activity; ubiquitin protein ligase binding. Lineage: Eukaryota; Metazoa; Arthropoda; Insecta; Diptera; Tephritidae. Gene Ontology annotation, biological process: protein ubiquitination; modification-dependent protein catabolic process. The coding region runs from base 250 to 2994 and encodes 914 amino acids. The record is from RefSeq and is a predicted model, not a curated record. The transcript is spliced from 2 exons. Gene Ontology annotation, cellular component: cytoplasm; nucleus.